CGCCGCGGUUGCCGAGCGGCGGCCGCUCCGUCCCGUCCCGCCCGCGGCCAUGAGCGCGGCCGGGCUCGUGUCCGCGCCGCCCGCAGCCCCGCCGGGGCCGCCCGCCCCCGCCAUGGCUCCCGCGCCCGACUACUACGAGGAGGAGGAGCUGGAGAGCGCCGAGGAGGAGGACGGCGAGCGGAGCGCCCGGGCCCGCGACUCCGAUGAGGACACUGAGGAUGCCAGUGAAACAGACCUGGCAAAGCAUGAGGAGGAGGACUUUGUAGAAAUGAAAGAACAGAUGUAUCAGGACAAACUGGCAUCUCUGAAGAGGCAGUUACAGCAGCUGCAGGAAGGUACUCUUCAGGAAUAUCAGAAAAGGAUGAAAAAGUUGGACCAGCAGUACAAAGAAAGGAUACGAAAUGCAGAACUGUUCCUGCAGCUGGAAACAGAUCAGGUGGAGAAAAAUUAUGUGAAGGAAAAGAAAGCAGCAGCAAAGGAGUUUGAAGAUAAGAAAAUUGAGCUUAAGGAAAAUCUGAUAGCAGAGUUGGAAGAGAAGAAGAAGAUGAUUGAGAAUGAAAAGCUAACCAUGGAAUUAACAGGAGAUUCAAUGGAAGUGAAGCCUAUUAUGACAAGGAAACUGAGACGGCGACCAAAUGAUCCAGUUCCUAUCCCAGACAAGAGGAGGAAACCUGCCCCUGCUCAGCUAAAUUAUUUGUUGACUGAUGAGCAAAUAAUGGAGGACCUAAGAACGCUGAAUAAGCUUAAAUCACCCAAGAGACCAGCCUCCCCCUCCUCUCCCGAGCACCUCCCAGCUACACCAGCAGAGUCUCCGGCACAGCGAUUUGAAGCUCGGAUAGAAGAUGGCAAACUCUACUAUGACAAGAGAUGGUACCACAAGAGCCAAGCUAUUUACCUGGAGUCUAAAGAGAACACAAAGAUCAGCUGUGUGAUCAGUUCUGUGGGCGCCAACGAGAUCUGGGUGAGGAAAACCAGCGACAGCACCAAGAUGAGGAUCUACCUGGGGCAGCUGCAGCGGGGCGUGUUCGUGAUCCGCCGGCGAUCGGCCACCUGACUCUGCUCCGCCCUGUCCUGGUUUUUAUCGGAUCACCAAACUCUGCCAGGGGCUCACAGCAGCAGGGAACAGUCCUGACCUCUGACGAGACACUUUGUGGCUGGCCACAUAAUCCCCAGUAGUCCUUAAACCUUUAGUGAUGCCCAAGCACUGCCCUGGACUAUUUCUGGAUUUUGCAUCAAGCUUCUGUACGCUCUCUUUGUAUUUUGGGUGACUGUUUGAGAAGACUUUGCCUCAUCCUCCUUCUCAUCGUUGUUUUGUGGUGCACAGAUGGGACUCGUGUGUCAAAACCAUCAUCAUCAUGUUUCUGUUGGGAGUCAGACCAGUGGAAGAAGCUUUGCUUGUCGAGGCCUGAGGUUAUUUGUGCUUUUUGGCCUUGUUUUACUGCAAGGCUUAGGAUUUUGGACAAAAGAUGAAUCCUGCCAGGUUUCAGCCACAGCUGAGAGAUGCCUCCAAAAUACCUGGUGCACAACAUCAACUUUAUUGGAUGGACUGUUGAAAGACUGGGGACUUUUUUUAGGAUGGUGUGAACAGCUCAAACUGCUGAAAAUACAGUAAUUUUAAUGUAGCUCAGAGUCACGCGUGGUUAGUCAGAAGCUUCAGUUUCUCUUCACAUUAAAAAACCCUUCAA
Molecule: messenger RNA, 1685 nt
Organism: Pseudopodoces humilis (Tibetan ground-tit)
Lineage: Eukaryota; Metazoa; Chordata; Aves; Passeriformes; Paridae
Gene: SUDS3
Product: SIN3A corepressor complex component SDS3
Source: RefSeq, a predicted model, not a curated record